AGAAAAAAGAAGACUUCAUAUGAAAUAUUUGUAAAUGAACUGCUUGCUAAAGGCAAAUAGAGUGUUAAUAAAGAGCUUAGCUGGAUAGAUUAAAGAAAUUGUCUCUCUCCAUCUGUUCUAAUUAGCUUAUCUCUCCUGCUUUCAUUGCAUGCUGGUUAUUUAAGAAAAGAAUUAAGAACCACUUUGAAGGGAUACUAUUUUUAUUUACAUUAAUUUAUAAUGGUUUUAUAGUGGUUGUCCAUUCUAAAACAUAAACUUGUUAUGCCUUUCCUGUAACAAUUUUUUAUUGGAAAUUUUAAGUCUUUGAAUGUUCAGUUAAGGAUUUUGCUCUCUUAUUUACUUGUUUUAGGUCUAAAUGAUUAUGUUUCCUCUUUUGGGGAAGAUUUCUUUGGGUAUUCUGAUACUCGUCUUGAUAGAAGGAAACCUUCCAUCAUUAACAGUGCAAACCUACUUAUCUUUAGAAGAUAUACAAGAACCAAAGCCUGCAGUUUCUUUUCUACUGCCCAAAGAAUCUACAGACUCUUCUCUACCUGCUAAAAAGCAACAGCUUCUGAGCCACAGAGAAAUUGAGAAACGGUGGUUGUUGAGAAGAAGACGGUCUAUUCUGUUUCCUAAUGGAGUAAAAAUCUGCCGAAAUGAAACUGUUACAGAGGCUGUGGCAAGUCAUAUGAAAUAUUUUAAACUCCGAGUGUGCCAGGAAGCUGUCUGGGAAGCCUUCAAGACUUUUUGGGAUCGACUACCUGGGAGCAAAGAAUAUCAUUACUGGAUGAAUUUGUGUGAAGAUGGAAUCACAAGUAUUUUUGAAAUGGGCACAAAUUUUAGUCAGUCUGUGGAACACAGAAGCUUAAUCAUGAAGAAACUGGUUCACACAAAGGAAAUGGUAAGCAGUUCCUGCCAAGACCAAGCAUGUGGACCUGAAUUGUCAUCCCCCAUUCCUACUGGUGAACCCUCAACAUUGGGAGGUGCUGUUCUCAGUGUUCCAUAUCCAGGAAUGUCUUCUCAUGAAGGUGCCUCAGAGAGUAGCUUGCAAAGUCCAGAGGAGAGUAUUAGCAAUGAAAUUGUGAAUGUUAUUGAAGAGCCCACAAAACCAGCGGCUGAACAGAUUGCAGAAUUCAGUAUCCACCUUUUGGGGAAGCAAUAUAGGCAAGACCUACAGGACCCCUCCAGCUCCUACCACAAGAAUCUUAUAGAAGAAUUUAUUUCAGAGGUUGAAAAUGCAUUUACUGGGUUACCAGGCUACAAGGACAUUCAUGUUCUUGAAUUUAGAUCUCCUAAGGAAAAUGGCAGUGGUAUAGAUGUUCAUUAUGAAGUUACCUUCAAUGGAGAAGCAAUCAGCAAUACCACCUGGGACCUAAUUAGCCUUCAUUCCAACAAAGUAGAAAACCAUGGUCUUGUGGAACUGGAUGAUAAGCCCACAGCUGUUUAUACCAUUGGUAACUUCAGAGAUUAUAUUGCUGAGACCUUGCACCAGAAUCUCUUGGUAGGAAAUUCCUCCUUGAAUCCAGAUCCUGAAUCUCUUCAGCUUAUCAAUGUGAGAGGAGUUUUGCUUCCCCAAAGUGAAGAUCUGGUUUGGAACACCCAAAGUUCCAGUCUUCAGGAUAGUACCCUUCAAGGCGAGUGGCCCUCAGCAGAUGAACCCGCCACCAGCAAUAUUUCACCGCUUGAUUUCAGCUCUGGUCCUUCAUCAACCACAGACAGGGAACUCUGGCCAGAAAGUCCUUUGGCUGAUGUAGUGUCUACACCUAAACUAGCUUUUCCCUCAGAGGUGGUCCUAAGUUCUUCCCCAGAGGAUUUAGGGGUUAGCAGCUUGACUCUUCAUCCUGUCACCCCAGCAGUGUUUCAGACCGGCUUGCCUAUGGCUUCUGAGGGGAGGACUUCCGGAUCUUACUUAUUAGAAAAUGGAUUAUCCAAUGUUGAAGAGCCAGAAGAUUUUUUUUCUGUUGAUCCAUUGCCUUCAAGUUCAUUCAUUCAACCUGUGCCAAAACAAACAGUACCACCCGUAGAAAACUCUGGUGUGUCCCUGACAUCUUCACCAGAUAUGAUCACUUCUGUUAACUUAGAUCUUCUUGCUAAAGAAGUAACUUCACCUUUUAGCUCUGACUCCUUGGCCUCUGAAGUCAAAGACCAGUUAGAAGCAAGCCAUUUGUUUCUAGAUACAUCCAUAGAAAAGGAGUUCAUAUUUGAGAGUGGUUUAGGUUCUGGGUCUGGACAAAAGGUGGAUUUGAUUUCUUGGCCAUGGAGUGAGAUUUCAUUAAAGAAGAGCACUGAACCACUGUCUAGGUCAUGGCUUGAAGAUGAGGAUUCACUUUUGCCAACUGAGGGUAUAGAUGAGAAAGUUGUUGUAGAGAGCAAAAUAGAUUACACAGACCCAACUAUUGAGCAUUCAAAAUAUAAGCAUGAUGAGAAAUCCACAAGCUUUGUAGUGGAAGAGUCCCUUGUUAAACCUACUGUGCCCAUCUUUGCAGUGUCUGUAAUUCAUUCCACAUCUCUAACCUUUCCCAAGCACACUUCAGAGAUACCUAAUGUUGAUUACCAUUCAGUUACCAAAGCACCGUUUCUACUGACGGCUGCUUCUUCUGUUAUAACAGAUGAAACGAAUACCUUUCUGAUCAAGGAUGUAGACCAAACUACAGAAUCAUCUAGCCAUGAAUGGUCUGACAGCAAGAGUUCAUCAGUGAAACCAGAUCUGCAGCCUGUGUGGACCAUAUUCCCAGAAUCAGCUAUAGCUUCAGCAAGGACUUCUUCCCAAGGGAUAUCACCCAGAGACUCAUUGGCAAGUACGCCACAGAGUAGUGAUGGACUCUGGUUGAAAACUUCCAUGGCACAGUCCACCAAAUUGCCUCCAACCACAAGCUCCACCUUUCUGGAGGAUGAAGUAAUUAUGGGCGUGCAGGAUAUUUCAUUAGAACUGGACCGGAUAGGCACAGAUUACUAUCAGCCUGAGCUGAUCCAAGAGCAAAAUGGCAAGGCUGGUAGUUAUGUGGAAAUGUUUACAAGUUUUCAUUCCACAGAGAUGGCUAUUUUGGCUCAACCCACAAAAGGAGAUGACUUGGGUCACGCCCGGAUUGAAGGAGCUUUAGUAGUUUUCUUCAGCCUCCGAGUGACAAACAUGAUGUUUUCAGAAGAUCUAUUUAAUAGGAACUCUUUGGAAUAUAAAGCCUUGGAGCAAAGAUUCUUAGAAUUGUUGGUUCCCUAUCUUCAGUCAAAUCUCACAGGAUUCCAGAAUUUGGAAAUUUUGAACUUCAGAAAUGGCAGUAUUGUGGUGAACAGCAGAAUGAAGUUUGCGAAAUCUAUUCCUCCUGAUGUCAACAAUGCCGUAUACAUGAUUUUAGAAAACUUUUGUACCACUGCUUACCAGACCAUGAACUUGGCUAUUGAUAAAUACUCUCUUGAUGUAGAAUCAGGUGAUGAAGCCAACCCUUGCAAGUUUCAGGCUUGCAAUGAAUUUUCUGAGUGUCUGGUGAACCCUUGGAGUGGAGAAGCACAGUGCAGAUGCUACCCUGGGUACCAGAGUGUGGAUGAAUUGCCUUGUCAGAGUCUCUGUGACCUGCAGCCUGACUUCUGCUUGAAUGAUGGGAAGUGUGACAUUUUGCCUGGGCAUGGGGCCAUUUGCAGAUGCCGUGUCGGUGAGAACUGGUGGUAUCGAGGUGAACACUGUGAGGAGUUUGUAUCUGAGCCUUUGGUCAUUGGCAUCACUAUAGCCUCUGUGGUUGGAAUUCUCUUUGUCUGUUCUAUCAUCAUCUUCUUCCUUGUCAAAACUCUUCAAGAUGCACAUGUCAGGAGAGAAAGGCAGCCUGACAGCCUUUCAUCCAUGGAGAAUGCUGUAAAACACAACCCUGCAUUUGACAGCCAUAUGGCUGGAUGUGAGCAAUAUGAGGAGCCCUAUCCUCAGCAUCCCUUCUGUGGCUCUGCUAGCGAAGAAGUGAUCGGUGGCCUGAGCAGAGAGGAAAUCAGACAGAUGUAUGAGAGCAGUGGCCUUUCCAAAGAGGAAAUUCAAGAAAGAAUGAGAAUUUUGGAACUCUAUGCCAAUGAUCCUGAGUUUGCAGCUUUUGUGAGAGAGCAUCAAAUGGAAGAACUUUAACACAAGAUACCAAUUAGAAGCCUGGAGAAGAUGGAGACCACUUGCUAUCCAUGCCAUAAAAUUAAUCUGGAUUUUUGAACAGUAUUGGAAGAAAAGUUUUAUAUUAAAAAGUAAAUAGAUGUGUAGAAUACAUUUUUCCUACCUUAAUUUUUCAGAAUGUAGUAAGACAUUUGAUGUGUUACUUCUAUAAAGACCAAGAGUUGUGUUUAAAGAAAUUCAGAACUGCAUGAGUUCUUGAAAGUAUUGUGAAAAAACCCCAGCUCUGGCAGUUAAGGCUAAAAUUGCUUUUGUUUCUGAAUCUGUGAAUGUGUCUCCUAAGAAUUGUGCCUCCGGUUUCCCAGUUGAAAAGCAAGGUUAGAUUAUUGAAAGAAAUCAGGCUUAGUGUUCCGUAUUUUGUACCAUACUUGUUAUUGUUAGCUGUGAUAGGGGAAGUCUUGAAAUAAUUUUAGUAGUUUAAGGUCAGAUAUUCAUCUAAAUAAAAUGUUACUUUUAAAAACAAA
This is a messenger RNA of Cavia porcellus (domestic guinea pig), 4581 nucleotides long. It is a transcript of the gene Impg2, whose product is annotated as interphotoreceptor matrix proteoglycan 2. The record is from RefSeq and is a predicted model, not a curated record. NCBI's taxonomy places the organism in Eukaryota, Metazoa, Chordata, Mammalia, Rodentia, Caviidae. The coding region runs from base 356 to 4081 and encodes 1241 amino acids. The transcript is spliced from 20 exons. Gene Ontology annotation, biological process: visual perception. Gene Ontology annotation, molecular function: heparin binding; hyaluronic acid binding.